Molecule: messenger RNA, 1200 nt
Organism: Carya illinoinensis
Lineage: Eukaryota; Viridiplantae; Streptophyta; Magnoliopsida; Fagales; Juglandaceae
Product: protein FAR1-RELATED SEQUENCE 4-like
Exons: 4
Coding region: 1-1200 (399 amino acids)
Source: RefSeq, a predicted model, not a curated record
AUGCCUGAAUGGUCACCAACUUUUAUGCCAUAUCAAGCUGGCUACCAAAUUCCAAGCAACAUUCAGAAUGUUGGUUACCCAUUUCAAUAUGGGAUGAGACCUCCGAGGCCAAUUAUCAAUACAAGCUCCGCAACGAGUGCAAGAGUUGAUGAUCGAGAUACACCCGAUUGUUUGGAAACUGAAGAGGCAUGUAGUUCCGCUAAAGUUGAUGAAGAGAAUAUCAUGGAUAGAUCAAAUGAAAAGGAAAUCGAUGAUGGCACUACCGGUACACCACAAGGGUUUGGGGUGAUGACCCAAAGGAGUGAGAGGUCAGAAGAUCAAUCAGUCAGAUAUGUUACCCUUGGUUGUGCACGGGGAGGAAAGGCCCGAAAUAAGAGUUUAAAAGUAGCCAACCCUCGUCCAACAGGAAAGACGGACUGUAAGGCAAGGAUUAAUGCCCUAAGAGUCGAGGGGAAGAUGCAGUUGACAACAGUUUAUAAUACACAUAAUCACGGAGUAAGCCCAAAAAAGAGUUGCUUCUUUCGAUGUAAUAGAGAUGUGAGUGAGACCGUUAAAAGGGUCCUAGACACAAACGACGUAGCUUGCAUCCGACUGAAUAAGAGUUAUGAAUCUCUUGUCAUAGGGGUAGGUGGGUUUGAGAACCUCCCAUUUUUGGAGAAGGAUUGUCGCAAUUACAUCCACAAAGCACGACAUCUACGACUUGGUGCAGGGGGUGCUGGAGCACUUCGAGAUUAUUUUAUGAGGAUGCAGUUUAAAAAUAACGGAUUUUUUGCAUUGAUGGAUUUGGACGAUGACAAUAGGUUGAAGAAUGUUUUCUGGGCAAAUCCACGUAGUCGGGCAGCCUACCAAUAUUUUGGUGAUGUGUGUAUGGACGGUAUAGCUGCAAAGGCCAUUAUUACUGAUCAAGAUCGAGCAAUAAAAAAUGCAAUUGCACUUGUCUUUCCGGAAACACGACACAGGUUUUGCCUAUGGCAUAUACUGAAAAAAGUCUCUGAGAAGCUUGGGUCAUAUGCUGCGUACAAAAGUGGGCUGAAAACUAGGUUAAUGAAAUGUGUGUACGACACACAAUCUAUUAAGGACUUUGAAAAGUGUUGGGCCGAGUUUAUUAACACAUUUGAGUUACAUGAGAAUGCAUGGUUGAAUAGUUUAUAUGCGGAGCAUGAUCAUUGGGUACCGGUUUUCCUAAAAGAGACCUUUUAG